AUGCCCCCGACUGUUACCAGCGCACAGGCUGCGCCGCCUGCGCCGCCUGCGACAACUCGACGUGACUCAACGAAAGCCCCAAGCAGCGCUCAGGAAAGCCCGUCUUCACAUUCGAACGGUCUUGAAGAGAUCGCUCCACAGCAUGGGCACCAAAAACUCGUAUUCACCGACCCUGUCGCACUCCGAUACUUGGAAGAGGACCCUUCGACCAUCGUGCUGCAUCGGCGUCUGGUACUUCAGGGGUAUGAGGUAUACAUUGUUGAGCAAUGGGCCUGCUCGAGAAUCCAUCCAACCUUUGUAAUCACAACUUAUACAGGGGAUCCCAAGCACACGGUAUCAGUCGGGGUGUUAAGUGUCCCGACGGACGAAUCCACGUGGUCUCCGCGCCUGAAACUAUACUUCAAUGCCGUUACGCAAUACCAAGCUCGAAAGAAGGAAACGCCUCUGGGAACUGUCAUGGUCACUGACCUCAGCUCCUUCCCAUCUGCUCUUACCGUGAUCCCAGUUCCCGAAGGCGAUGUGACUCGGCACAAGGAGGACUUUGUUGUGAAUGAGAACCUGAAAAGGCUGUCGUGCGCUGGUCGGGCCGGCCUGAAGCUCCAACACCCUUCGCCCGCAACAGUGGCAAAGUUUUACCAGCUGUAUCGAACGAGUGAGCGGGUACCCGUUUACAGUGCAGUCAUUGAGCUUGUCAAACAGUGCCAGAUUGCUCUGACAAUGUUCGGUAUCUUACCGCCCGAGUAUGUGGAUGGGCUGCUUUGUGAUGUCACGGAAAAUGCGAUUAGAGAAUGGUGGACCGAUAUCGGCAUCGAUCUGUACAACAUUGAGCCAGGUGACGGUGUGCUGGGGCCGACUACAGUGGCUGCCCUGCUGGGCACAUACAUGGGAGCCCGGAACCGCCUCCACGCUUACGGCGCUCCAGUCGGGAAGGAUGCGUUUGACACUCGAAACCUCAAGAGGGCGAUUGAGAGUUUCCAGAAGUCGCAGAAGAUGGAGCGAACACGAAGGCUGGACAGACAAACUCUCGAUCGGCUACAUCGUGCGACUGCUAAAGCGGCAAAUGCAGAAGGGUGGACCGAUGCUGUUAAGUCAACGAUGGCGGAAUUGAGCGGACACGGCGGGGAGAUGGUCAUGGGAAUGGUACGAGGACGGGAGAAGGGCGGUAUCGCCGACAUCGAGACCUUGGAACUCGAUAACUUUGCAUCCUUGGUAUUCGGUGAGCGAGCAAAGUGGUUGUGGAGGGGGAAACCGCGGAAAGCAGGAGUCGGCGACGGCUUCUUCUCCCACGAUCCAUCUGCCGCGGACAUGAUGUUUAUGAAGAACGAUCAAGGCUAUGUCUGGACGAGUCGAAAGCGUCACUCGCACGAGGAUCUAGGGGCGGAUCGCUCUGCACAAGGGGCAGAUCGGGCGUGGAAACAGUCCGAAAUGACAAGCGGCUUCGACGAGAAGGACCAGAACCUGGGCCGCAUGGUUCGAAAGGGCGUCAGCGGGAAAGUGUCAGAUGCACGAAUCGGGUUCGGCAGAUUUAAAGAAGCAGUUGGGCUGCCUAGCCUUCGGUCUCAGCACCAUCGACAGGCAAAGGACUGUGUGGAAAUGUGCAACGAUGCAGCUUACAUGCCACAGGCAGACAGCGAUGCGGAAGUGCCAGUCUGCAAAGCAGAGAGGGAGGGAAAUCUGAGCGAUCGAGAAAGCCUUCGCGACCAUCACGACCGAUCACAAAUCGAUCGUGCAGAGGCAGAGCCAUCAGCCACCCUCGGCCCAUCGACAACAUCUGAGUUGAAACCCCCUGAGAUCACUAUUCAAUCUCCUGGAGAAGGCGAUGAAGACGAGUCCGAACGGAAACCUUGGACAAGUCCAUCGGAGGAAGAUGAUGGACCUUUGGCUCGUUGCAGGACCCAGUCAUCCGAUGCACCGGCUAGCCAGGAUGAAUUGCGCAUUUCGGACAUGCUCUUGUUGCGCCGACCCCAAAGCUGCCUUGAGCUCAGGUCAGCAGAGGAAUCGGAGCAUAGAAGCAAUGGCUGGCCUCGCCAUCUCUCUUUCAGCGUCGUUGAAGAAGUUGUCCUCGGCUGGAAAGAAUUGGCAAGCCGAGAGGCCCUGCAAGAGAAACCGGGCGCCACGUUGGAAGAGGGCGUUGCUUUUGAGGACAUGAUGGCUUCGGACGCGCACAUAUUGAGCUCCCGGAUUGAAGAGUUGGCUCAGCGCACGGCGCCCUGGGUUGAAAGGCAGGUGCUCGCUGUGGACGAGCUGAGCCAAAAUCUCAGCGAAUCGCAAGACCAGAUCAAUGCCCUCUACCUCACUCAGACCGAGAAGUAUCAGCAGAUCCGGGACCGCACCAGUGACCUGCUCACAGAAGAGCAUACCUCCCUUCUUGAUACCAUGAAACGUGUUGAAUUGAUGGGCGCCAAAUUGGAUUAUGAGCUGAGCGCCCUCGAAUCGAAGGUCGAGGAUGUGGAGACUGGUCUUGGUGAAUUUGAGCGAUAUGUCCUGGACCUGGAGGCGAGGAUCCAGGGAUUGAUCAGGACCGAAGAAGAGAAGCACAGCAACUCAUGGUUCUCCCGACUCAGGAGUCUUUUCGGAGCUCCCUCACAGUGA
This is a messenger RNA of Aspergillus clavatus NRRL 1, 2592 nucleotides long. RefSeq names its product putative Sin3 complex subunit (Stb2). The transcript has a single exon. The record is from RefSeq and is a predicted model, not a curated record. Lineage: Eukaryota; Fungi; Ascomycota; Eurotiomycetes; Eurotiales; Aspergillaceae. Gene Ontology annotation, cellular component: Sin3-type complex. Bases 1 to 2592 code for a protein of 863 amino acids.